UCACAAGUCACAAAUAUACCAACUUUACAACACAAAGCUUUUACUUUUUGUAUAUAGCUUCUUUCACACUUUCUAACCUCCUGCUUUUUCUUGCUUUGUUUUCUGCUCAUUUUACAUUUCCAUCUUGAGAUUUCUUGCAAAUCUCACCAUCUUUUUAUUUCCAUUUCUUUCCACUUGUUGCAAGAAAAUCUCAUGGUUUUCUGCCAUAGUGUUUAAAGAGAAGACACAGCACACAUUCUGCUUGUAAGAAAAGUAAAUGGAAGGAGGGGUGAAUAUAAGAAACUGGGCAGAUCUGCUGCCUGAUGCACUUGGAAUAAUCUUUAGCAACUUAUCUCUUCAAGAAGUACUCACAGUUGUCCCAAGGGUUUGCAAAUCAUGGAACCAAGCAGUCUUGGGUCCUUACUGUUGGCAAUACAUCAACAUUCUUGAUUGGAGUUACCGUACAAACCCCAAUCAUAUUGACCAAAUGCUUCGAAUCCUUGUUACCCGAAGUGGUGGUGCCCUCCGUGAGAUCACGGUCUCGGGGAUCUUGAAUGAUCUCACAUUCUCGUAUGUUGCAGAUCACGCAAGGGCGCUACAAAUAUUGCAGAUUCCACGAUGUAACAUUAGUGAUUCAAUUGUUGAACAAUUAUCAAGCAAGCUUUCAUCCGUCACGUUCAUGGACUUGAGCUACUGCUGCAAGGUCAGUGCUCGUUCAUUGACUGCCAUUGGAAAAUCUUGCAAGGCACUUGUAGGCUUUUGCCGAAACAUGCACCCUAUAGACUUAAAUGAGAGGCGGCCACAGGCUGAUGAGGCAGUAGCCAUUGCAUCCACCAUGUCCAAGUUGAAGCACCUUGAAGUGGCAUAUAAUUGUAUAGAUACCCUAAGCGUAGUGGAGAUCAUAAAGAGCUGCCAUGAGCUUGAGUUUUUGGAUGUUAGAGGGUGUUGGGAUGUAAAGUUGGAUCAAGAUUGGCUCGAUAAAAGGCCUCGAGAACUUAAGGUGUUGGGCCCUCAUGUAAUAGAUCAGUUUGAGGGUCAUAGUUGUUCGGAUUAUUCAGAUACCGACUCGUUGUAUGAUUAUGAAAGCUUGGAUGAAGAUGACGAUGGUUUAUGGGAUGAUGAAGAAGACGAUGAGGAUGAUGAAGACAGGAUUGGAGGGAGAUUAGAACUUAGGUUUUAUGAAGGGUUUAAUGAGAAUUAUGUCAAUGGUUGGGUUUAAGGAAUUUUGGAAAAGAAAUGUCAUAUCCUUCUAAACUGGUUUUUAAAGAUCAUCUUAAAUGAUAAUUGGUAAAAAUUCAUGCACUUGAAAACAAAUAAAGCUUUUUUUUUUCUCACCAAAUGUUAAUUUAGAAGAUCUUUAGAUGACAUUUUAGAAGGAUACAUUGUUUACUUUUAUGGAAACUACUUGUUUCUAUUGAAAAGGCUUCAAACUAUUGUGUAUGUUAAAUACUUAUAUAGUAUGAAUUGUUGUUUGAA
Molecule: messenger RNA, 1455 nt
Organism: Erigeron canadensis
Lineage: Eukaryota; Viridiplantae; Streptophyta; Magnoliopsida; Asterales; Asteraceae
Product: F-box protein FBW2
Exons: 3
Coding region: 257-1198 (313 amino acids)
Molecular function (GO): protein binding
Source: RefSeq, a predicted model, not a curated record